UGAGUACAUAUGUACUGUUUUAAAGAUUUAAAAAAAAGAACCGUGUGUGUUAAAUUGCAACUAAAAAUUAAAAUAAAGACAAAAAUUGAACUGAAUAGUUGGAAAACGAAAUAUUAGAAGAUUGGAAAAAAUACGGUGGGUUAUUAAAUCCUAAAAUGAAAAGACCUGCUCAGUGUUUGUUUAAAAUCUUAAAUUAAAUUUGAAGCGUAACGAGUGGUUCAUGGUUUUUACGGCACUACGGUCAGUCACUAUAGUGAUGUUUAAAGUCUGUUUUCUUCACAAAUGUAACCAGUCGCUGACUAGAGUGUGAAACUGAAAUUGGCAGCUCGUCAAGCUGGCGGCCCUUCAGGAUGUGGACCGCGCGCCCUCGCUAGCACCGCGUACAACUCGCAACGUCGCUACUCUAACUGGUAUUAGACACGUACAAUAGUUGCAGCCAACAAAUUGCAAGGAAGAUACACAAAGUAUAUUAUGUAUGUAUUGAAAUAAUUUGUUGGUCGAGGACCUUCAGCCUGUACAGUGUGCAAGCCGUAAACAAUGAAAGAGGUGUGCAAUAGCGAGGAGGUGCCCGAGGUAGAGAUCGUCAGCCUUCUCCAAGAGCACAUACCAAAGUAUCGGCUGAGAGCAGAUAGUCUAACGCAAUUCGGAGGAUACGAAAAUCAAGAUUGGUUCAUUCCAUCGCCUGCGCUGCCAGUCAGCUCUGCGGACUUGGAACUAACACCUGACCAGAUCAGGGAGACGCUCAAUUACUUCCUUCUAUGCAGCAACAGGGUGAGCCAAAUGACAAAAACCUACAAUGACAUCGAAGCGGUAACACGGCUCUUAGAAGAAAAAGAGAAAGAUUUGGAAUUGACGGCACGUAUCGGUAAGGAAUUGCUGACUGCUAAUGGACGUUUGGAGUCUCGCGUCACAGCACUUGAAGGAGAGUUGAAAACAGCACGGGACCACAUUACGCAACUGAAGCACGAUCUCAGUGUCAAGACUGAUCUAUUACAGGUGCUAACAAAUGACACAGAAGAGGGGUCCCCUACGGAGCAGGAGGAGGCGAGUGCGGCUGCGUUGCGACGUCGGACCGGCGCACUGGAGCGGGAGAACCGCGCCCUGCGCGAUGAGGCGGCGCGCCUCGCGGCCGGCGCCGACUCCGCCGAGCUUGCCGAGAGACAGCUGCUGCGUGACAUCGUGCAACAACUCACAAGUGCGAAUUCUGAGGCCAGCGCGUUGGAAACCGAGCUGCUCGAAGAGAGGCAACGCUCCGUCGAUCUUCAACAGCAGCUGGACAGCACUCGAUCGAGGCUCGCCUUCAACGAAAGAGACUUUAAACAGCUAACGACAGAACAUGAGCACACGCUGCGAAUAUUAGAAAUAACAAAGGAGAAUCAGAAUGCACUCGCAGCGGAACUGGCCGAUGUUAAGGAGCGAUAUGCGGAAGUGGCAGCGCAUCUGGCGGAGGCGCAGGAGCAGCUGCGGGCGCUGCGGCGGCGCGGGGAGGGCGCGCGCGGCCUCAUGCCAAGCGUGGCGGCCGCCGCCGGACUGCUGCCCCCCACGCUGCACCGCGAGAUGCACUCCUCCGUCUACUCGGAACUCAGCCUCGAUUCCGGUAUUGGCGAUCCACUUGCACAUUCAAGUAUGCAGAAAGUGUUUGAAACGGUGCAGUGCGCGUCGCGGUGGUCGGGCGCGUCCAACGCGUCGCUGCCCGGCUCCGACGUGGCGGACGCGCCCCGCCCUCCCUUCUUCAAGAACAAGCCGCCCUCACACGACUCUUUCCUCGACGAAACCUCCGAUACGGAAUCCGAAGAUUUAUAUCCCGGCGACACGGCGGUAGGGGUGCCGGGGGCGCCAGGCGCGGCCGAGCUGGCGGCGGCGCUGCGCCGACUCACGCCGCAGGAGAUCGACUCGCGACGAGCCUCGCUCACCGCCUCACACGCGCGACCUCUGCGACGUCAUGGAGAGAGAGAUUCGAGCGUAGAAAGUGCUGUAUGGGGAGCCGGGGCUGCCGGCGGCAUGGUUCGGUUCCGAACACCGCACAAACUUCAGAUCGUCAAACCUCUCGAAGGUUCCUUAACCCUCCAUACCUGGGCGCAACUCGCUAAACCGAAUAUGUCAGGCUUACUGGAAGAACAAGAGGGUGUCGGAGUGAGAGGAUCCAGGACAGCACCAGGCAUGGGCUUACGGUUGUAUCGAUUGUCUGACGUCGAAGAAGAUGACGACAUGCUACGAUUGCCGCACUCCAGCCACAUAUACACCUUCACAAACAGCUCCGUGUGCUUCGACAGCACCGUGCUACAUCCCAACGACGGCAGUCUCGCGGGCAGCAGCGUGAGCAGCGUGUGCAGUAGCGGGAUGAGCAGUCUCUCCAGCAGUGUACUCGGCACCGCGUGGAGCUCGCGGCUCACCUCGCGCCGCUCCUCCGCCGCCGUCUCCCCAGUGCACUCCAGGCGAGAAUCAGUCUGUCUGCCACCCUCGCGGCCGCACUUCACGCCGACCGCCACCCCCGCCAACAGCCCUCUACUGGGUUCGCCAGACUCCUCCCCGCCACCCACACCUCGCCCCGGUGACGCGCCUCCCUCUUUGCACUCGCUCAUUGCGAGCGGCACGUCUAUACUGCGGCGCAGAUACCUCGCCGGAACCUCACCUAACUCCGAAGGUUCGCCAGCGCCGCUCGCCCUGCAGACGCCGGGUUCAUUAUACACGGGGCUUGUACAUCGCAGUCCGAUGGAACAACUGACGUGCUUGAAACGAACGUUGCGAUCCCCGGCCGCCCCUCCCCAGGAACGCGGGGAGAACAGUGAAACGCCGUUAGGAGUGCCAGCAACACCAGGGUCGGGGGCGCUAGAGCUGAGCGCUCCAAACCGCGGCCGGCGACCGCGUGCGCGCGCCCCCCGCCCCCGCUCAGAUCUAGGCACGGUGGGGGGGCCGCUGGGGGGCCCGGCACCACCCGCGCAUGCCUCACCGCUCGGCACAUUCAGUAUGCUUUUUGGUAGAAAAGGUGGACUCCUGUGAAGUUAAUUUGGAAACUUAGCGUUUGUUUGAUAUCGUUAGACAUUCUUCCUUGAUCGAAGAGCUUUUAAGAAAUAAUUCGAUUAGUUUUUGUGAAUGUUAACUAACUGUCCAACUAUUGUCGAUUUGUUGUUUUUCAUCGGCCGUUACAGUAGAGGAUGCUGCAAUUUUUAUGUUUUGAUUUUGUGUAUUUAUUGUUUAGGUUUCUCAAAUUUUAGAUUAUUUUGACAAUUUUUUAUUUAUUUAUAUUACGUUCGGUCAUCUCGUCGCUUCCUGCAUUUAUAAAUGACCGAUGGCAGAGUGAGCAAGACGAAGUGUUGCACCGCGAUUGUGUUUGUUUCGUAGCGGACGUAUGUAGCUCUAGUUUAAACAUUCCCACGCCUCAUUCAUUUAAGCAAAAGUGGACUAUCUCGUUAACUUGUGCGUCCAUUACAAUCACGGCGACGAACAAUUUCUCUAUAAAUUCAAGACAUAUUUAUGUACGAAAUAAUACGUUCGAAGUAGUUUUGUAACAUCACAAUAUUUUCUUAUAAUAUGUUUAUAAUCAAUCUAUUGACGGUGUUUUGUAAAUUAUCGGAAACAAUUCCGUCACCGAAAAGUCUGUAGUAUCGUAAGGGUUGUAAUAAUUAUAUAAUUAUAGGUAAAUAGUGAGACUUAACCGUAGUGAAGAUGCUUUAUUUAAAUUUAGUUAUCAUUUUUUAAAUUCCAAAUCUCAUUUUAGCUUGAAUGUUGUCUGUCGUGCAUAUGAUUGAUAUGAUUACUUGUUUAGUAAUAGUUUUGUAUUGUGUCAUUGUAUAUAAUUGAAUUUCCAUUAAUUUAGAAGAGUACAAAUUAAUAUGUUUAUUAUGAUCAAUAUUAGUGACAUUAGAAUCAAUAUCGAUUUUCAUAAUUUUAUAAAUUGUCAUUUGAUUCAAUAAUUACAAUUUAGAGGUUAAUUGGUGCGUACCGUAGUUAUAAAUAGGAAAUUUAAUUUAAUAUUGAAUCCUAAUACUGCUGAAAUAGUGCUAUUUUUUGUUAUGGAAAACGUUAGUGCAAAGUAUUUCUUUUUUUUGUGUCAAUUUUAACACUUUAUUUAUAUUUAGAUUUAACUUUAUUUGGAAAUAAACUCUUACUGCAAGAGGCCGCAUAUAGUCGGGUGCUAGGCAGCUCGAAGAAGAAUUAUUGCAAAUGAUUGAGAACUUGCACUACGUUUUGCCACACGCGACCAGUUGAUUUGUUUUAAUUGCGACUUAUUUAGGUUACUAAAAUCGGUGCUAGAUAGUUAUAAAACGCCAUCGCGCCAGUGGAGUUUCGUUAGUUUAAAUACUAACUAAUAUGGUGAUUAUUUUUUUGCAGUCAUGACAUAAAUCACAAACGAAUCACAAUCACUAAGUUUUCGGUAAAAUGGUAAAGGCUGUGAGGUGGUAGCAUAUGAUAAUGCAUAUUACAUUAUAUCAGAUGAGUGAUUAACAUAAUUGAAGUAGGCACAAAUUUCAUUAUAAUGUAAGCGAAAAUUGUUAAGAUUCUGACGAUUACAACACAAUGAUAAAUGAUUGUAACAAAAAAGAAAUAUAAUUAUCCAAAUGAA
Messenger RNA from Bombyx mandarina (wild silkworm), 4564 nucleotides. It is a transcript of the gene milt, whose product is annotated as trafficking kinesin-binding protein milt. NCBI's taxonomy places the organism in Eukaryota, Metazoa, Arthropoda, Insecta, Lepidoptera, Bombycidae. Gene Ontology annotation, cellular component: mitochondrion; cytoplasmic vesicle. Gene Ontology annotation, biological process: mitochondrion distribution; protein targeting; vesicle transport along microtubule. The record is from RefSeq and is a predicted model, not a curated record. Gene Ontology annotation, molecular function: myosin binding.